CACGUGUGGAGUGAAAGUGAGGACUGCUUACCUUUCCUGCAGCUCGCACAGGAUUACAUCUCCUCCUGUGGGAAAAAGACACUCCAUGAAAUAUUGGAAAAAGUCUUCAAAUCCUUCAGACCUUUACUUGGGCUUCCAGAUGUUGAUGAUGAUGCAUUUGAAGAAUAUAAUGCAGACGUGGAAGAAGAGGAACCAGAAGCCGAUCACCAACAGAUGGGUGUCAGUCAGCAGUGA
Messenger RNA from Tauraco erythrolophus (red-crested turaco), 234 nucleotides. Lineage: Eukaryota; Metazoa; Chordata; Aves; Musophagiformes; Musophagidae. The record is from RefSeq and is a predicted model, not a curated record.